AUUAGGUUGGUUGAUAUGAUCAUUCUUGUCUUGUUCCCCAGUGUUUCUCUUAAUGUGGACGCUAAUUAUUGGUUGAAUUUGGAUUCCUUUUUAUUGACAUCUUCUUUUCUGCAGAUUGGCCAGGGAACUUACAGUAAUGUUUACAGGGCUCGUGAUCUGGACAAACGGAAAAUUGUUGCUUUGAAGAAAGUUAGGUUUGAUAACCUGGAGCAAGAGAGUGUCCGCUUUAUGGCAAGGGAAAUUCAUGUUCUGCGCAGGCUUGAUCAUCCAAAUAUAAUAAAACUGGAAGGUCUAGUCACAUCAAGGAUGUCUUGCAGCUUGUAUCUUGUUUUUGAGUACAUGGAACAUGAUCUAGCAGGUCUCGCCUCACACCCUGGUCUCAAGUUUACAGAACCACAGGUUAAAUGUUAUAUGCAGCAACUUUUACGUGGACUUGAUCAUUGUCACAGCCGUGGUGUUUUGUAUCGUGAUAUAAAGGGUUCCAACCUUCUAAUUGACAACAGUGGCAUCUUGAAGAUAGCAGACUUUGGUUUGGCAAGUUUUUUUUAUCCCCAUCAAAUCCAGCCACUGACAAGCCGUGUGGUAACACUUUGGUACCGGCCACCUGAGCUCUUACUUGGAGCCACUUACUAUGGGACUGUUGUGGAUUUAUGGAGCACUGGUUGUAUACUGGCUGAACUAUAUGUUGGCAAGCCUAUAAUGCCAGGAAGAACAGAGGUGGAACAGUUGCAUAAAAUUUUCAAGCUUUGUGGCUCUCCAUCUGAGGAUUAUUGGAGAAAAUCAAAGUUGCCACAUGCAACCAUAUUUAAGCCCCAACAGCCUUAUAGGCGCUGUGUUGCAGAAACAUUUAAAGACUUUCCUACACCUGCAUUAGGGCUUAUGGAAACACUUCUUUCCAUAGAUCCUGCUGAUCGUGGAUCUGCAGCCUCUGCUUUUAAAAGUAAGUUCUUUACAGUAAAGCCACUUCCUGGUGCUCCUUCAAGCUUGCCUAAGUAUCCUCCCAGCAAAGAGUUUGAUGCAAAAGUACGAGAUGAAGAAGCUAGAAGGUACUUAUUGUUAGAUGGUUUGAGUGCAUAAUGUGAUGUUUAACAAUUAAGUAUACUUAAGGCACCCUGUUUUUCUACAUAAUAUAAUCCUGUUUGAAAGUGGAGCCAUACUUUGGCUUCCCAAAUGAAUAAUGCUUAAGUGGCAUCUAUG
Messenger RNA from Vitis vinifera (wine grape), 1197 nucleotides. Its product is annotated as probable serine/threonine-protein kinase At1g09600. Bases 16 to 1077 code for a protein of 353 amino acids. Gene Ontology annotation, molecular function: cyclin-dependent protein serine/threonine kinase activity; RNA polymerase II CTD heptapeptide repeat kinase activity; ATP binding. The transcript is spliced from 4 exons. Lineage: Eukaryota; Viridiplantae; Streptophyta; Magnoliopsida; Vitales; Vitaceae. Gene Ontology annotation, biological process: protein phosphorylation; positive regulation of transcription elongation by RNA polymerase II. The record is from RefSeq and is a predicted model, not a curated record. Gene Ontology annotation, cellular component: nucleus; cyclin-dependent protein kinase holoenzyme complex.